This is a messenger RNA of Pistacia vera, 1972 nucleotides long. RefSeq names its product ERAD-associated E3 ubiquitin-protein ligase HRD1B-like. Lineage: Eukaryota; Viridiplantae; Streptophyta; Magnoliopsida; Sapindales; Anacardiaceae. The record is from RefSeq and is a predicted model, not a curated record. The coding region runs from base 100 to 1725 and encodes 541 amino acids. The transcript has 8 exons.
AAUACAUAAACAAACAAAUAAUUUCCUUCAAAAUUAAAAUUUUUCUCCACUUUCCUUCAUUGAAAAUAAUAGAUUCUCAAAGCCUACGGCUGUUUCGAAAUGGUGAGGCUGCCAACGUACGCGGGGUGUAGUUUAACGCUUACUAUAGCUGUUAUUUACCAUGCUUUUAGUAGUAGAAAACAAUUCUAUCCUGCUAUGGUUUAUCUAUCAACUUCUAAGAUCAGUUUGGUGCUGCUUCUGAAUAUGGGUUUGGUGGUAAUGUGUGUCUUGUGGCAAAUGAUCAAACGGUUAUUCCUUGGCACUCUCCGGGAAGCGGAGGUUGAAAGGUUGAAUGAGCAGUCUAGGAGGGAGAUCAUGGAGAUUCUGUUUGCAAUUACUAUAUUUCGGCAGGACUUUUCGGUUUCGUUCCUUGCUAUGGUUACUACACUGUUGUUGAUCAAAGCUUUGCAUUGGUUGGCUCAGAAGAGGGUGGAGUACAUUGAGACGACCCCAACUGUCCCCAUGUUGUCUCAUGUUCGGAUUGUUUCUUUUAUGGGUUUCCUUCUUCUUCUGGAUUCUCUCUUUUUGUAUAGUUCCGUUAAGUUCUUGAUACAAACACGGCAGGCUUCUGUUUCUCUCUUCUUUUCGUUUGAGUACAUGAUACUGGCAACAACAACGGUGUCGAUAUUUGUAAAGUAUAUUUUCUAUGUGAGUGACAUGCUUAUGGAAGGGCAAUGGGAAAGAAAGGCUGUUUACACCUUCUACUUGGAACUUAUCCGUGACUUGCUUCAUUUAUCCAUGUACCUUUGCUUCUUUCUUGUGAUAUUUAUGAACUAUGGUGUUCCUUUGCACUUAAUUCGAGAGCUUUAUGAGACAUUUAGGAAUUUCAGGAUUCGUGUUGCUGAUUAUGUUCGUUAUCGGAAGAUCACUUCAAAUAUGAAUGAUCGAUUUCCAGAUGCGACCCCGGAAGAGCUGAAUGCAAGUGAUUCAACAUGCAUUAUAUGUCGUGAGGAGAUGACCACAGCCAAGAAAUUAAUUUGUGGACAUCUUUUUCAUGUUCAUUGCCUCCGCUCCUGGUUAGAGCGGCAGCAUACCUGUCCAACUUGCAGAGCUCUAGUUGUACCACCUGAAGGGGGGGCAAGUACAGCUGGAGGACAACAUGGACCAAGACCAGAUGCUCAUCAUGCAGGUACAGGCAAUUCAACAGCAACCCAGAGUUCAGCUGAUGGUUUGGCUGACAAUAACUUGAGCCAGCACCAGGCCAGGCUCCAGGCUGCUGCUGCCGCUGCCUCAAUAUAUGGGAAAUCCUUUGUUUAUCCUUCUCCUAACUCACCAGUGUGGUCUCCUGGAUAUGUUGUACUUCCUCAGUCCUAUAGGCCACUGGGUGAUUCCACCAAUGUGGAAUCUCGUGGAGAACAAGCUUCCAGUGGACAAGAACAGUUUCAGAAUCCUGGUGCAUCUACGUCCUUUCCCUUUGCUCAAUUUCCACAUGGUUUUGUCCCUUUUCAGGCACCUGGUGCUAAUGUGACAUAUGGAGAAAGAUUGGAAGCUCAGAAGAAGUUCAUCAAGCACCAGAUUGAGGUCUUGCAAGACCAGCUCCAACAAUUGCAAAAGUUGAAACCGGAGGCAAGUUCUGAGAAGGAUUCUUCUGAAUUAUCAGAUGGCAAAGGAAAGACUGUCGCAUCUUCUUCAUUGCCGGUUUCGGACUGCGGUCGUCACAGUGACAAUGAAGAGACAGCUUCAUAGUUUUUAUUGGCAGAAUUCCAGUUGUAAUACAGGGAGACUUGAAGAGUUUGGAUGUAGAGAAAAGAUAUCGGGGGACAAGAACAAAUAUUAGGCGUUUCUUGAUUAAAAAAUUAAUCAUCCAAGCAAUGUUGUAUUGGGUCGGAAUCUUUUUUUUUUCCUUUUUUAUACUGAACAGUACCUGGAGCCAUUUCCAAUAUGUAAAAUUGUCUUUCGCCAUUGAUGGAAGAUGUGGAUGCUUUAGUGCUAA